Molecule: messenger RNA, 888 nt
Organism: Clonostachys rhizophaga
Lineage: Eukaryota; Fungi; Ascomycota; Sordariomycetes; Hypocreales; Bionectriaceae
Source: the annotation of a GenBank genome assembly
AUGGGUUUUCCACGCCUGCCCGGCCAGCGCCAGUCUCCCUCCAAUGUCCGCAUCAAGACCAAGGCCAGCCGCGACAGAAUGGUGGACAAGGAGAAGCGAGCCGCCGCCACGCGACAGAGCCGGGAGGUGACGGACCAUCUCUUCGCCCCGAACCAGCACACAGAGACGGAGACGGAGAACGAGGACGAGCGACAGCCACAGCAGCAGCCGGGCGCCCUUCUAGAAGACGGCACGCGAGCAAAUCCCAGUCCCAGCAAGAAUUGGCUGCCGCCCAGCAAUGGCUUCACCUGGAACCAGAUCUUCUACAUCUUCAUACUGGACGGGCUGGGAGGCAUGAUCCUCUCUGGCGGCAUCAACUUCGCCAUAGCCUACGUCAUGUACACCGUUCCCGACCUUACUGGCAAGCCAAUCCGCCUCUUCGAGCUGCCAAACACCUUGGCGGGCGACGCAGCCGUCACCAUUAUCGUCCAGUGCCUCAUCACCUGGUUCAUCGAGUCCGCCCUCGUCGCCACGGACCUGGCCAAGCAGGGCGUCCAGCCCCUGUACCUCUGCGAGGCCCCCACCUCGCCCCUGCUCCGUUGGCUGUUCCUCCUGGACCAGCCGCAGCCGCCCAAGUUCUUCCCCAACCUGCUCCAGCAGGCCCUGAGAGGGUUCAUGAUGGCGUUCCCCAGCUUCAUCCUCUUCUGGCCCCUCUCCGUGGGCGUGCUGACCGAGCUGGGCGUCCCCAGCGGCGGCGACUACGUCUACGAGAAGAAGUGGGUGCCGCAGUUCUUCAAGCUGCUUCUGGGCGGGCUGCUCGGGCUAGUGUCGACGCCUGUCAUGGUCAUGUUCUGGCUGGUCAAGGCCGGGUGGGAGAGCAACUUUGUCCACGGGCGUCCCUGGGUCUGA